UUAGUUUUGGAUAAUCGAAAAUCAUGAAAUAUUUCUAUGUACCUAUUAUAAGAAAAGAAGUAGAUAGAUCUUAUGCAGGGCUGUUGUACAAGAAAUUUAGAAAUUAAUAUUUAUAUCAAAUAACGACUAUAAAAAGUAUAUAAAAAAGAAUUAACUGGAUUGGAGUCAUUGUUCCUGAUUGAAUAUAUUUUUAUAAAAACAAAUGGAAGAACAAAAUCUUACAACAAUACUAGUGUAUAAAGAACAAGCAGAGAACACAAUAAAUCACUGUCAGCGCAGUCUUAUGGAAUCAUCUGUCGGAGAUCUGAAAGAACUAAUAUCUUUAAAGGUAUAUAAUAACAACUUAAAAGAAGUGCCAGAAAAUAUUGGAAAUUUAUUAAAUCUUGAAGAUUUAGAUUUAAGUUUCAACAAAUUAACAGACAUUCCAUGCACAUACAAAAUAUUGAAUAGAUUAAAAUAUCUUUCUCUAGCAAAUAACAAUUUUACAUGUAUUCCUAAUUGCAUUAAAACGGGAAUGUCCAGUUUGGAAAUGUUAGUUUUAUCACAAAAUAAUCAUAUCAUGUUGGAUAUUCCAUUGUACAGUACAAAUAUUAAAAGAUUUUAUGCAAGAAACAAUGAUAUUUGUUCGUUGUUUCCCAAUUGGAUAUUUAAUAAGAAAUAUAAUCAAUUAGAAGAAGUAUUCUUAGAUCAUACGGUAUUUAAAAACUUUUAUUUUUCAAGCAAGAAAAUACCAAUUUCAAAUAUUACAAAAUUGUCAAUGAUAGAAUGUAAAUUGACUGAACAACUUUUGAGUCAAAUUUUUAAAAGGUUAGAGUCACCUGAAAGCUUGAACAUUGGAAAUGAUGCAUUAACAGCAAAAAUAAAUCUUUUUCGUUUUUUACCAAUUCAGGAUAUAAAUACUAAAUCUAGCCUGAAGAAAAUAAAUAUUCGUAAAACAAAUAUUGCCAAAAUACCAAAAUGCAUAAAUGAAUUUCUGGCUUUGGUAACAAUUGAUAUUAGUUAUAAUUAUAUCACUUGGUUACCUAAUGAAAUAUGUGAAUUGCACAAUUUACAAAAUUUGAUAAUGAAUGAUAAUUUAUUAGUUAGUUUGCCUGAUUCUCUCGGUCAAUUGGCUUCGCUUAAAAUAUUAAAGGCUAAUAAUAAUGCAUUAUCUAGUUUACCAAGUUCUAUAAUACAUUUAAAUAAUUUACAAUUUUUGGACCUUUAUAAUAAUGAAUUGUUUAUAGAAACAAAUUCUAUUAUUAACAUGACUACUUUACAAGGAAUAGAUCUCGAACAAAACUAUUUGUUGACUAAUGAUUUACCGAUUAUCAGAAGUACAGACUUCUUUUGAAUGUCUUAAAGAAAAUUGGGAUGAAUCAGAUGAUUCAGCAGAAGAAUUCGAUCCAAAUGAAUGUUGGAAACCAAAAUUGAUACGAUGUUCUCCACUCGUUGCUUAUAAAAGAAAAACUUUAAGGGAAUAUUUUUGUCCAGCAGAUUUCCACGCAAAGCCAAUUUUAAAGCAUGUUCAACAGAUGAUAGAUAAUGGUAUUUUAUCUUUGGAGACUGAAUUUGAAACGGGUCAAUUUGACGAUGCAUGAGAUUAUAUAUAAAUAUUUAUAUAAAUAUUUAUAAAUAAUAUUAUAUAUAAGAGAUAUAUAGUAAAUAAAAUAUUAAAUAUUCGUGUUCUGUUACUAUACACUUAUUUAGAUGUAAGUAUUACUUUACAUGAAAACUGUGAUUAAUUAAAUAU
This is a messenger RNA of Polistes canadensis, 1732 nucleotides long. RefSeq names its product protein lap1-like. Bases 203 to 1333 code for a protein of 376 amino acids. Gene Ontology annotation, molecular function: receptor serine/threonine kinase binding. Lineage: Eukaryota; Metazoa; Arthropoda; Insecta; Hymenoptera; Vespidae. The record is from RefSeq and is a predicted model, not a curated record. The transcript is spliced from 4 exons.